Paralichthys olivaceus (Japanese flounder) is the source of this 2978-nucleotide messenger RNA. NCBI's taxonomy places the organism in Eukaryota, Metazoa, Chordata, Actinopteri, Pleuronectiformes, Paralichthyidae. The record is from RefSeq and is a predicted model, not a curated record.
AAAAUGGAGGGAAGUUAUCGGACGGAGUUUGCCUCUGUGGUGACGACUGGGGCGGAGACACGUGCUCUGAAGCAAAUUUCUGCAGAGCCGCUAUUCUAGAAGGACUCAAAUUCCCACGCACACCUGUUAGCUGGUUCUCGUAUUCUGAGGAAGUCUGUGCCGAAGGAACCAGCGCUGCUGGAAAACCUCAGGGUGCCACCAGAUGUUCCAACAACAAUGGAUUACUGGGAUUCCAAAAGCCACAGCUUCUCCGGUGUGACCAGACGCUCAGCGACAUUCUGCAAAAUCUCACCACUGUGGGAAAUCCUGAGAUGUUAGCGACUAGCGCUCAAAUUCUGACGUCCAGACCUGAAGAGCUGACGACUGAAGACGUGACGGCGGCCGCUGAGAUCGCCAACACACUGCUGCUGUCUCCAAACGCCACAGAGAGUGUCAGGAUGUCAGCAAUAGCCACAGUCAGUCAGCUGCUCAACGCCAGCACUCUGGACAACGCCGAGGAAAACAACGCCACUCUGAGCCUGACGCUGACUCUGGAUCAGCUGUCUCUGAGUCUCAGCUCUGACCUGAGAACGUCCAGGUCUCAGAUGGUUCAACCGAACCUGGUGCUGCAGUCGACUCAAGUGGCUGCUGCCGACACUCAAGGAGUCCAGUUCACGUCGCUCACAGGAACAUCUGGCAAUUUUGUACCUGAUCGGAUUCAGCUGAACACCAACACGUCAACCGUUGUGGUGGAAAACGGGUUCAAAGCCGACGCCCUGAUAUACAUAAAGUUUCCACCAGAUGCUGCAGACAGAAAUCAGAAGCAGUCACACAUCUCCGUGGGUUUUGUCCUCUACCAGAACGAUCGUUUUUUCAGGUCGGCGCUCUACAAGAGACGUCACACCACCAUCAGGGUCCUGUCGGCCAGCGUCACAGGACAGAGGCACAGAGUGGUGCCGCAGCAUGUGGAGAUGAUGUUCACACCAACGUUAAAGGACGGGACGUCUCUGUACGAUUUCGCCUGCGUCUCCUGGAACUACACUUUAGAAGACUGGAGCACCGCCGGCUGCUCCAAAGAAAAUGCCUCAGACGGCGCCAUGAGAUGUUUCUGCAAUCACACCACCAACUUCGCCGCUCUCCUGACCUUCAUAGAGAUUUACAAGUACGCUGAGGAUCUGGGUUUGAUUUCAAUCUUAGGCUCUUCAGUCUCAGUCCUUGGUUUGGUUGUGACGGUCAUCAGUGUCAUAAAAGACAAGAAGUCACUUCAGAAGAACCCGGAGGUAAAGGUCGCCCUCCUGAGCAUCUGCAGCAGCCUGCUCAGCUUCAUCAUCAGCUUCCUCUCUGGAGCUGUUCAGUCAGAAAAAGCGGACGAUAAGUUCCCGAUCGUCACCCAGUCCAACGACAUUCCAUCCACUGACGAACACAAGGAACCGGACCGCAUGUCAUGUACCUUGGUGGCUAUUCUGCUCCACUUCUCCCUGCUGGCGACGUUCAUGUGGAUCAGCUUGUAUGGUCAUCUGAUGGUGAAGCUGCAGAAGGACUCCAGACCGCCUCAGUACUGGACUAAACUCAGCUUUACUCUCGGAUGGGGACUCCCUGCCGUUGUCGUGGGGAUCACACUGGCUGUCACCUAUCGCCCGGACAAUCCUCUGGCGUACAGACAAGAGGAAUUUUGUUGGCUCGCAGCUCUGGACAAGAACAAACACUUUGACUUUGGGAAACCGAUGUUCUGGGGUUUCAUCCUUCCAAGCACUUUGAUCCUCAUCUACAAUUUCAUCAUUUUGACUCGCAUCUCUCUGAGGACGUGCAGGAAACGUCCCUGCCCGUCCAGCUCCAGUUUUCCUAUGGCAGUGUUAGUGGGUUUGUCUUUUGCUUUUGGAUACAUCAUCCUCAACACCACAGACGAUACAGUCUUCAGGGUUUUAUUCGGCAUCAGUGGCAUCACACUGGGAUUUCUAUUUUUCAUCCUCUUCACUGCCACAACGCCGUCCUUCAGAGACUCUGUCUCGGGCUCUGUCAAGUAUGUCUCCUCGGUCAAGAUGCCACCGGUCAACAUCAAACUUUCAAGCAACAAGAAGUACAACUUGCAGAGGCCCAAGGAGAAGACCACCAGCCAAGACAGCUACAGAUCCUUGAGUGAGGACACGUACGUCACCACACAACUGUAGGAACCUUUCAGUUCACUGGUGACAGAUGUGAGACCUGAAGAACCUCUUCUGCUCAAAGACAAACACUGGACAUGUGAACUCUGAAAUUAACAUCAAACAUGGACGGAGAUCCAGAGUGAAGCUCCAUCAAUCCACGGCAGCUUAUUUAAAGAACAACUGAUGAUCAAUAAUCAGCAGGAACCUUUAACGAAGAAUGAAAUGAAGUAUUACUCAGCUGCUCAACACUGAUGCACUGAAUUCACAGAAAUCCAACUGGACACCAGGGGGCAGCCUUUAGUCUAUUUUAAAUCUCAUGCAUGUGACUGAUGAAUAAUGUAAUAAUAACCCUCAUUAUAGGAAGUAAGUAAUAUAAUGAACUGCAGCUUUUAUUAAUCUGAAUUCUUCUGUUUCACUGAACAUGACACCAACACAGCUGAAUUAUUGGAUUAUUGUGUUAAAGCAGAUUAAGUUAGAUUUCACUUUAUCUCCAAACAAAUAAUGAUCUCGAUAAAAUUGAUUGAUAUCAGCUUCAUUAAAAUAAUCAAUAAUUAAAUAAUUCUAAACUUCUUAUGAUCAUUUACAAAACGCUGCAUCAUGUGUACUUUUGUUUUUCAGACAUUGUGCCGUUGACACAUUUUUACUGAAGUUAGAUUUUAUCAUGAAGGAACUUGUAUUUUACAUUUAUUCACAAUGAUCACGAUGUUUGAUGUGAAAAUUGAGACAACUUGUGAUGAUAUGGGAUGUACAUAUAAUUUGAUAUAUUUUAGACUGAUGACCUGAUGUAAAGUGAUAUUACAGUUGACUCACAACAGGGUUUUAAAUAAAUGAAUUAUUGUAAAUAAUGACUGAACA